AAUGGAUUCCACAGGUGUUGUUUCGGGAUUAGGUGGAGAUAUGAAGAGGGUAAGAGGGAUAGCAAAGGUAUUGACGGCUUUUAGUCAGAAUGAAGCCUUAAGGUACUGCUUUGUGAAGAAUGAGGACAAAGAAGGUGCUUUCGGCUAUGACUUGUUGUUGAAGUUCAAGAUUAUCAAUAAUGAAGAAGAGGAAUUUGAUUACAAGUUGGUCAAAAGCAAAGAGAGACCUUCAGACUGGAAGGAGUUUAAAUCAGCACUCACGAAUGAAAUUGAGCAAAUCACAAGCUUCAAAAGAUACUUCAAAAAAGCUAAAAGUUAUGAGCUUCAAGAAGCAGAGAAUUUUGAUGAAAUCCUCACCAGGAUCAGCUCUCCAAUCCAAGGGACUUUCGAAGAGACUUUGUCAGACAAGCCUUGCCUUGUCUACUUGGAAAUAGACUAUGAAUCUUCAAAAUUCAUUGUGUAUUCUUCUAAAAAAGACGAAAUUGACCAAAUGAUAGAUGCUCUCUUCCAAUUAGAGGAUGAGAUCAUCAGCAAGAGUGAAACUGAGUCAGACGAAGAGCAUUACCUUCAAAGGAAAGACCUUGACACUGACAUCUUCAGACUCAUCCCGAUUAAGAUGAAACAUCCCCUCAACUCAAUCCAAGGAUAUGGACUUUUAAGAGGAUACUUGGUGUCCCUCGACCAGGAAGAGAGAACUAAACACUUUGUCAAAGUUUGUGGGAAGAACUUAUCUAUGAUUUACAAAGUAAGAAGAGACACACUUGAUGAAGACCAUAAAAGUAGCAAGGAGCUUAUCACAGAAUUAAAAGGGAUCAGAAGCAAAAUAUUGGAAGCACUCAAAGUCACCCAGCAAGAAUUCGUCUUUGAGAGAAAUGAAUACAAGUUCAGAAGAAUCACUGAAAAAUACAAGAAAUUGCACUCGAACAAAGGCAACUCUCUCAGCUAUGUUUGGACUCGAGAGCCUGUCAAGAGCAUUCUGAUCUUUAACCAUGACAGAUGCAGAGCCUCUGUAUUCUCACUAUCCCAAGAUCAAGUCAGCACUAUUAUGAAAGAGCUUGAGGAGUGCAAGCAGGCCAUCGACUAUCAAGAAUUUGAACUCGACGAGCUUGAAAAUGUUGACAUUCCAAAGUGAUAUCAGCAGCCCAUCUAUGAUAUUUUCGCAGAACUUUUGGAGCAAAACCAAUGCAAAAUUGAGUAUCAUGAAGGAUGUGACCAAAAUUGCAAUAUUAAGAAAGUCCUGAUCAAUACAAGUCUGGAAGACUCUGAAAUAUUGAGAUCAAAGCUUCGUCAAAUUCUCUGUGGCAUAAAAACAGAGACAUUUCACCUCUCAAGCCAAGACUUGGCCGAUGCAAUUUGCCAUAUCAAAAAGAGAGAAAAAUAUUUCUUCGAAGAACUGGCUCUUCCUGAUCAAGUUAUAUGGGCAUUCAAACCAAAUAUCAAGCUACUUCAACUAACAGCAAACAAAGAUCUGAUUCUCAAAAUAAAGGAAGAUCUCAAUUAUUACUUUACUUCUCUCAAGGUUGAAGAACUCACAUUUAUGAACUCUCAUGUAGCAGAACAGGAUUUUGAGGAAUAUUUUCAGGAGAAUGAGUUCAAAGGCAUUCAUGUUAAAAUUAUUGAUGGCAAGAGACUUAAGCUUUUAAGUUUUAAGAAAAAUAAGAUUACUGAAGCUAUUUUUGUUAUCAGAAAUCACUUUGACCAGUACAUUGUUUCAAAUAAAGAGUUCAAUCUGACUGAAAUGACUCUCCUUGAGAAAGAUUUUGUUUCUGACAAGUUGAAAAACAAAUGCUGUAACUCUGAGUUCCAUAAAGAGUUUAACUUGAGUUUCAUUCAUUUUGAAUGCUUUGAGGAUCAUAGCACGGGCAAUCCAAACUUUAGACACAGCAUCAGAGUCUAUUAUAAAUCAAGCAAUAAAUACUCAGAGAAGCUCCAAAAAUUUAUCCAAGACCUUAGCAACCAUCUUAAAAGCACUUUGGUCAAAGAUGAGAUUGAUGAUGACAAAACUCUGGAGUACCUUGAAGAUAAUGAUCUGUACGAUUAUUCAGACUGGUCGCGUACUGAAUAUAGUAAAGAAGAUGAGCCAAUGCAAGAAGUACCGAGUUACUAUGUAACUUGGAAUUGCAUAUUAUAUUCAAUCGAGGAAGAAGGACAGUUUAAAGUGUUUGUUCAAGGUGAUCAAGAAAGCAAAGACAUUUUCUUAGAAUAUCUCAGAUAUCAAGCAAGAAACCUUGAAACAGAAGAUAUCAAAAAGAGAAUAGAAGAUAAACUCAUUGAAUUCCUCUGUGAUCUUCCAGAAGAAAGCCAAACAAACAUUAUUUCCGAAAUCGAAGACAGAUGCAAUGUAAAAUUUGUCUGUGAUGAAGAAAGUUACUACUUCCAAGGCCAAGAUAUCGUGGGUGCCAUGACUCAACUUAGAGAGAAGGUCAUUCCAAAAUAUGAAGGCUCUAAGAUAGAAUACCCGGAUGAUUACGAAUGGGACGACAUUGAGACUUUAGAAGAGAAUAAAGACGUAAUGACAAUACAACUACAAAAGGAUCCUGAAGGUACUGACGAAUCAGAAGAGUCAGAGCAUUCACGAGAGUUCAAAUUUGUUGAAAAUUUGUUCCUUGAAACCUUGGAUCAAGAGUUCAAUUAUUGGAGCAUUGAAAAUUGUAAAAUACUGUCAAUAUCUCGGAUCCAGAGUUAUAAUCUUUAUUCAAGAUACUACUUUGCAAAGAAGAGAGUCCUUGACAAGUACAAGGAUUAUACUCAAGAGAGGCUUGGUCAGUUGGAUUAUAUGGAAGAGGAUAUAUUGUUCCAUGGGACUGCCAAUACUCCUCCUAGUAUCAUAUACAAAUCCAAGGAAGGAAUAGACAGGAGGUUUACUACUGCUCAUGUUCAUGGGUAUGGCUCAUAUUUUGCAACAAAAUCUGGCUAUUCUUGCCAUGAUAGAUUUGUAUACCAAGAAAAUGGCAUUUAUAAAGUCCUUGUAUGUAGGGUGUGUAUUGGAAAUUACACAACCAGAGAUAAAUUAGAUAAGAGAACAGAAAGUAUCCUUGAAGUCAAUCCUGAAACUGGCCUCAGAUAUGACAGUGUCACUGAUCAGCUUAAAAAUGUAGAGGACAGGCAGAUGUUUGUUGUGUUCAAGAACGAACAAUCUUAUCCCCAAUGGGAGAUCUUAUUCAAGAAAAAAGGCUAAAGUUAUAUAAAU
Messenger RNA from Moneuplotes crassus, 3190 nucleotides. The record is from the annotation of a GenBank genome assembly. Lineage: Eukaryota; Ciliophora; Spirotrichea; Euplotida; Euplotidae.